ACGGGAUUUUCUCUUGUUUUUUUUUCUUCUUUUCUUUCUGCGAGAUAUGUCUUAUUCAACAUCCAGUGUACCUUCAGUAGAUAACUCUGACAAAGAAUCAACUUCUUUACCAGAACAAGCUUGCGAGAUACAAUCUCUGAUGCGCUCAUUCCUGAAAGAACAUACAGCAUACGAUGUGUUGCCCGUCAGUUAUCGAGUGAUUGUGUUUGAUACUCACCUUUUAGUCAAGAAGGCACUUAACGCGCUUGUACAGAAUGGUAUUGUAUCUGCUCCUCUAUGGUCGAGUGAAACGCAGAAAUUUGCAGGCAUGUUGACAGUCGCUGAUUUUAUCAACUUGAUCCAAUAUUAUUAUACCCAUUCGUCUAUGGAAGAUGCAUUUCGAGAAAUAGAGAGCUUUGAAUUGGCUCAUUUAAGAAAUGUAGAAAAGAAAGUGGGUGCACCUGCUCCUCAGCUUGUGUCUAUGGAUCCAAUGGCAACAUUGUAUGAUGCAUGUCACAUGCUGGCUGAGAGUCGAGUACACCGUGUACCAUUGUUAGACAAAGAACCAGAAACAGGCACAGAAAUGAUAGUCAGUGUGAUUACACAGUAUAGAAUCUUGAAAUUUAUUGCAUCCAAUUUUAAAUAUACAAAAGCAUUACGUCAACCAUUAUCAGAGCUAAAGAUAGGUACUUUUGAUAAUGUGGCGACAGCUUCCAUGUCAACACCUGUAAUUCAAGUGAUCAACAUGUUUGUGGAACAGAAUAUCAGUGCUGUGCCUAUUGUGGAUUCAAAUGGCGUUGUGCUUAAUGUAUACGAAACCAUUGAUGUGAUGAGUAUUGCUCGGUCAGGGAGAUAUAAAGAGUUGGAUAUGUCAGUAGGAGAAGCAAUGGAAGCGAGACCCAAAGAUUAUCCUGGUGUCCAUACUUGUACAUUAAAUGAUACACUUCAUUCUAUCUUUAGAAUCAUUCGAAAGCAGCGCGUAUAUCGACUCAUUAUUGUAGAUCAAGAGAACAAACUGAUUGGUAUUGUCAGUCUAUCCAAUAUCUUGGGUUAUUUAGUUGAAUAUAAAAGACCUUAAAGUUACACAGCAAAAUAAACUUAUGUAAACAGACAA
Gilbertella persicaria is the source of this 1093-nucleotide messenger RNA. RefSeq lists its product as uncharacterized. NCBI's taxonomy places the organism in Eukaryota, Fungi, Mucoromycota, Mucoromycetes, Mucorales, Choanephoraceae. The coding region runs from base 47 to 1057 and encodes 336 amino acids. The record is from RefSeq and is a predicted model, not a curated record. The transcript is spliced from 4 exons.